Molecule: messenger RNA, 603 nt
Organism: Ceutorhynchus assimilis (cabbage seed weevil)
Lineage: Eukaryota; Metazoa; Arthropoda; Insecta; Coleoptera; Curculionidae
Source: the annotation of a GenBank genome assembly
AUGAAAAUGGAGAAAGAAAAAAGCCUCGGAAAAAAAUCGCUGCCUGGGGAUCGCCAAAGCGGGUUUGGAGCCGAUGCUGAACUCGACAGUAUGCGGGACGUCGGCGGCAGGAAGCUGAACAGGCGAGCUCCUGUCCCUCAAGAACCUACAGCCGACUAUAAUCUGAAAGAUAACUCUACCCAGCACCAUGGAAACACCAUCUUCCUUAGAAUGGAUAUUGUUGGGGAUGGGAGUUGUUUGUUUAGAGCAGCGAGUCAGUAUCUACAUGGCCAUCAAGAUAAACACAAAGAACUAAGAAUAGAUGCUCUGAGUUAUAUCAAACAACACUGGGAAGAAAUUAAAUUUUUUGCGUUUGUAGAAUCCCAGGAAUUAACUCUUAUAGAUAACUACUACUCCCAUAUGAUAAAAUCAUCGACAUAUGGAACGAGCUUGGAGAUAUUGGCAUUAUCAGAAAUAUUAAAACAAUUGCAAUGCCGCAAGCAUCGACAAGUAGACGCACCUUUCCGUGGUCAGAAGCCUCCGCUUGAUCUUUUUGGCACAAAGGCUGACGCCAAGUUAGCCAGACAAAAGGAAAGUAACCGGAUCUACGAAGCUAAAAAAUGA